AUGAUCGCGGCAGUACUCCUUACCGUAGUCGGCACGGCCGUCGCGGUAGCGAGAUACGUCAAACGGCGCAAGACACGUCAACAGGCGAGACAACUCCCAGGCCCGAUUGCUCCUCCUUUCGUCGGACCUUUUCUCUCUAUUCCUGAUGAUGUGUCCUGGGUCCAACUGUCUGACUGGGGCAAGAAGCAUGGCCCGAUCUAUGAGUUUGAGUUGUUUGGAACGCGUCACGUAUGGAUCACUGAAGAGCACAUCGCUCAUCAACUUCUUUCCAAGAGAGCCGCGAUCUACUCGGAUCGGCCUCUUAUUCCCAGUCUCCCUGAUAACCGCACCAGCGGUGAUUAUCUCGCGCUUUUGGGACGGUCAGACAUGUGGAAGCGCCAGAGAAAGCUCUGCAAUGUCUUGAUGGCCUCAAGCAGCCGUAAGGACCUCCACGCGUACCCGACUAUCGAGCGUGACCGGUUCCUGUACCAGAUGUACCGCGAACCGUCCAAGUACAUCGAAUGGAUUGAGCAGUUCACCGCCCGCACCGUCUCGCGGCUCUGCUGGGGCACUGCCCAGCCUGCCCAGGUCCUGCGGCACGUGACCUAUGGCCUUCUUGAGACCAUCAGCCCGACCGGGUCACUACCCAAUCUGAUGAGUUUCCUCCGCUUUUUGCCCGCUUCCCUCAGCCCCUGGCAGAAGAAGGAGAAGGCACGGCACGAUAUGGAGGAUAGAUUGUGCGCGGCCUGUAUUACUUUUGUGCGCGAAAACAUGACCCGCGGCACAGCGAAGCCCAGCUUCACUGCUUCCUACUACCAAGACAGCCAAGGCGACAGCUCUCGGUCCAACGGGAGCGAAGCGCCCGAGGCCAGUCACGUCAUCAGCCUCAUGGCUAUCGCCGGAGCCCUGACCAUCGGUAGCCCGAUCCAGAGUUACAUACUGGCCAUGGUCCACCAUCCAGAGUGGGAACGCAGACUGCAGGAGGAGAUCGACACCGUUCUAGGAGGUAGAUGCCCCGAAUGGGAAGAUAGACACAAUCUCCCGAAAUUGCGCGCUACAAUCAAGGAGGUGAUUCGCUGGCGCCCGGCCGUGCCCAUGGGCAUCCCCCAUGCUAGUGAAGCCGACGAUGUCUACGACGGGUAUUUUAUCCCUGGCGGAGCUACAAUCCACCCACUCGAAUGGGCCAUGACCCGCGACGAAAGAUUCUACCCAGAUCCAGAGUCCUUCCACCCGGGACGGUGGCUCAACCCAGACUCACCGGUAUACCGCGACUCGGCAGACCGGAGCCUCAACCUGAACGGAUACUCUCAGUUCGGCUUUGGGCGGCGGACGUGCCAAGGCAUCCCGAUCGUGGAGCAGGACCUGUUCCUGACCAUGGGCGGCAUGGCCUGGGCAUUCAACAUCCGCAAGGCACGCGACCCAGCCACAGGCGCCGAGCGCCCCGUCCACUGGAACGACUACACGCCGCUCCUCAUUGCCAAGCCGAAGUGGUUCCCCUUUGAAGCUGUGCCGCGGAGCCAGGACAAGAUUGACCGCAUGAGAGAGAUGCACAUCGCGUCGAGACGCUACGUAGAAGCAGAGCGAGAGAUGGGUGAUAUGGACGUCAGCCAGUUCGAGCCGGAACUGGGGCAUAAGAUAUAUGUUGAAGAUGUGUCAGAUGAGGAAUGGCUGGAUGAAGAUUGGGAACUUUUGGAUCUAUAA
This is a messenger RNA of Chaetomium globosum CBS 148.51, 1680 nucleotides long. RefSeq lists its product as uncharacterized. Gene Ontology annotation, molecular function: heme binding; oxidoreductase activity, acting on paired donors, with incorporation or reduction of molecular oxygen; iron ion binding. The record is from RefSeq and is a predicted model, not a curated record. The transcript has 5 exons. The coding region runs from base 1 to 1680 and encodes 559 amino acids. Lineage: Eukaryota; Fungi; Ascomycota; Sordariomycetes; Sordariales; Chaetomiaceae.